Haliotis rufescens (red abalone) is the source of this 4499-nucleotide messenger RNA. RefSeq lists its product as uncharacterized. Gene Ontology annotation, cellular component: membrane. The record is from RefSeq and is a predicted model, not a curated record. The coding region runs from base 173 to 4255 and encodes 1360 amino acids. Gene Ontology annotation, molecular function: serine-type endopeptidase activity; protein binding. Gene Ontology annotation, biological process: acrosome reaction; proteolysis. The transcript has 25 exons. NCBI's taxonomy places the organism in Eukaryota, Metazoa, Mollusca, Gastropoda, Lepetellida, Haliotidae.
ACAUCGGUGUCAGUCUGCAAUCACCAAGGCCUUCAAACACUCUCAUCAAAAAAGAAUUUAUCCAUCGUUCAGUCCCAGUGUAACAUGACCGUAGACGUACAGACUGUGUCUAAACCCGGGAGAGGAGCACUGCAGGCGCAGAUACUAGCACACUCUCAGUUUCACGUGCAACAUGCAUCCCGCUGCUCUGAUUGUCACCUUGACCGUCCUCGUGGGCGGUGUGCGGCCUCAGAAGGGCGAAGACUGGCAUGACAUCCGGUUGGUGGGGGCGCGAAGUCCGUACAAGGGGCGUAUCGAGGUCAAGGUGAACGGCAGUUGGGGUAGCAUCUGUGACGACGACUGGUCCAUCUAUGAUGCCGUGGUGGCGUGUCGUCAGCUGGGCUUCACCGGUAACGCAGAGGCACAACCUGGGGGUACGUACGGCGAGGGGACCGGUCCAGUCUUCCACAGCAACCUCAAAUGUACGGGCGUCGAGUCCAGCUUGUCCGACUGUCCAGGGCAGCAUGAUCCUGCGGCCAUCGACUGUUCUCACCAAGAAGACGCUGGUCUCACCUGCACUGCCCCUCAACCCAUGUUCACAGCCAGCAACUGCAGCGCUAACCAGUUCCUGUGUCGGCGGAAGAAUACAUGCGUGCCGCGGAGGUGGAUGUGUGAUGGGGACAAUGACUGUGGCGACCACACGGAUGAGUCCGAUGUCAUCUGCGCAUCUCCGACCGACCUGCUGCUCAGCGUCCACAGUGUACGUCUGGCCGAUGGAAACACGCCCUCUAGCGGGCGAGUGGAACUCUUCUACUCUGGACUUUGGGGUACCGUCUGUGACGACAACUUCGACUUGAAAGCUGCGACUGUUGUGUGCAGGCAGCUGGGCUACAGGGGUGCCGAGUCGUACAACACACGAAGCCCGGGCCGCGGCCCGAUAUGGUUAGACCAGGUCAUGUGUCGAGGUACAGAGACGUCCGUCGUCAGCUGCUCCAGGAACCCAUUUGGGUCACACGACUGCAGCCACAACGAAGACGUGAGCGUCGUCUGUGAAGACAACAGCACUUCCCCCCUGGCCAGUACACCUGUACUCACACCGACCAGGUCGGCUAAAGUGUGCGGAACGUCAGUAUUUGCCACGACGCUGUUUGACGUACCAGCUGGUCACGUGACUAGGAAGGGGGCGUGGCCAUGGCAAGCGUCACUGCGCGAGGAAACAGACUACGGCCAAACACAUCACGCAUGUAGCGGUGCCCUCAUCUCUCCGCAGUGGGUCCUCACCGCCGCACAGUGCUUGAGCAGGAAUCCCACCCCGGCGUCUUGGCGUGUCCGGCUCGGGGAGUAUGACAUCAAUGUGUGGGAACGCAGGGAACAGGAUCUGUCCGUCUCCAGGGUGUAUAUUCAUAGCGACACCAACAGUCAACGUCAUGGGAGCGACCUUGCUCUUGUCAAACUGCAACAUCCCGUCAGCCUGAACAGCGACUACAUCAACACCAUCUGUCUCCCUGACGACGAUGAUGAAGAAGUCGACCCUAAGGACCGAUGUGUCUCCACAGGUUGGGGGAAACGAGGUGGGCGAGGUCACGUGGUCCUCCAGGAGGAACAGACGCAAGUAGAAAGCAGCUUGAUAUGCCAGGGUUGGUUCCAUGAGAAUGUUGGCCCGGGGCUCAUGUGCGCUGCCUCUAAAACUGGAGACAAGAGGAGCGAGUGUCAGGCCGACUCCGGCGCACCGUUCGUAUGUUUCCGGGCCGGUAGAUGGCGACUGUUUGGACUGGCUUCGUGGGGGACCGGAUGUGAGCAGCCUGACGAGCCCCGCCUGUACACUCGCGUCAAGUCCUACCUGGCGUGGAUCGCGCGUGUGAUUGAAACAGACACAAGGGGAAGGAGCGAUAAACUAUAUACGUCUGCUGAUAAGAACGCCACUCCCGACAUGUUGGUGGGAAGAAUAUCUCCCUAUCUCUUAUCAUGGCGUUCCUCGUCGCCAGCAUAUGACCGCGAAAGUCUACUGGAGUCGACGCUGAUGGACAUAUUAACUCUACUACUGCUGGCCCAACUGACCACGUCGUCAACAGGCUUCUUGCUGGAAUGUCCAGGCAACGAGGUAAAGUGUGGACAGUCGGGGCGAUGUGUGCCCGGCGUCAACGUCUGUGAUGGCAAAAAAGACUGUGCAGACGGCGAGGAUGAGCAUAGUUGUCCCGUGACGGUUGUGUCGGGUUGCGGCGACCCGGGCAUAUACUCCACCCCUCGCGGCGUCCUGCACAGCAUCAGCUACCCGGCUGAUUACAACAACAACGCCGACUGCACGUGGGACCUGUACUCUCCGAUUGGCUCCCAUCUGGAGUUUUUCUUCACCGGCGUCUUCAGCCUUGAACCUGAUCCCCAUGGAUACUGUCGCUAUGACUACGUGACGAUACGCGACGUCACAAACAGUAAACCCAUAGGUCAGUACUGCGGCAACACCCGACCCCGCAACAUCACCGUGGACGGAACGCACGUGCGAGUGGAGUUCCACAGCGACAACUCCCAUACCUUCAAAGGUUUCCAGCUCACGUGGCAACGUGUUCAGUCAGGUGCAACAACUACCCCGACGGUGGAUAUAUUACUACCCCCAGGGCAUGGCAACACAUCGUCAUGCGCUCACGACGUCGUCCUCACCUCACACUCUGGUUACAUCCUCUCCCCCGACUUCAGCCUCAACCACAACUACCCGGCGCAGCUACACUGUGCCUGGACCAUCUCAGCAGAACACGGAGCAAUCAUUGUUCUGGACUUCAUGUACUUUGAGGUGGAGUUCACUUCUCUUUGCAGCGCCGAUGCUGUGACUGUGUACGACGGCGUGGACGACAAUAGCACCGUCAUCAGUGUGCUGUGCGGGAAGACGCUGCCGGGAGAGCUACUCUCCUCAUCGAAUCACCUUCACGUGACCUUUAACACGGACAAGGGCGUUGAAGGUCACGGAUUCAAGAUCAAAUACACUGUCAUCGGCAAGGAUACGACGACGUCUCCCGUACCUACGACGCCACCACCCGGAUGUAGGGGCACGACGUUGUUAGUGACAGGCAGUCAGGGCGGGGUUCUCACAUCCCCCUGGUUUGAUGGCGCCGAGUCCUAUGUCCCCCAUCUCGACUGCCGCUGGGUGAUACAAGCACCCCCAGGGCAGGCGGUUACAAUACACUUCAACAAGUUCGAGGUGGAACUCUCAGCCAACUGCAGUUACGACGCCCUUGUCAUAUACGACGGAGAAAACACAACCUCGAGCAUCUUGGGUAAUUUGUGCGGGAUCCGUAAACCGCAUGAUCUGACGUCUAGCGGAAGUGACGUAUUGCUGACCUUCACCUCUGAUGAUGCAGUUGGAGGGAUUGGAUUCAACCUUACUUAUACUGUCCAUGAUCCUAUACCAACGUGUUCCCCGACCGACUUUACCUGCUCCGACGGCUCCUGCGUACCCAACACCGUGGUCUGUGAUGGCAAGCCGGACUGCAACGACGGGAGCGAGGAACUCGUGUGUGCGAACAGUCCCACCUGUGGCCUACCAGUUAUCUCCCCUGAUUUGGAUUCCCAUCGUAUCGUCGGCGGAAAGGCGGCAGUUGCGGGAAGUUGGCCGUGGCAGACGUCGGUGCAGGAGAAGAGCGUUCAUCAGUGUGGCGGGAGCAUUAUCCACCCUCUGUGGGUCCUCACGGCGGCCCAUUGUUUUGAAAGUACGGAUGACGCAAGUGAAUGGACCGUGGUUGCCGGGCGACAGCGUCUACAAGGUAACGAGUCAACAGAACAGAUACGUCAAGCGGAUGGUAUUUACGUCAACUUCGACUACGACAUCAUCACCUCAGCCUCUGACAUCGCCCUCAUCAAACUGGACGCACCAUUCAACAUGACUUCCCACGUGCAGCCCGUGUGUCUUCCACUCCAAGCAGCACGUGCUGGGACCAUGUGCUACGUCACCGGUUGGGGAGAAACACGGAACACAUGCUGUGAGACGGAGUUGAAACAGGCUGCUGUCCCUGUGUUACCGACGUCCACGUGCAACAAACCUGACUGGUACCACAACGAGAUCUUGGACGACAUGUUAUGCGCCGGCUACGCAAAUGGCGGCAUCGACGGCUGCAAGGGGGAUUCUGGCGGACCUCUAGUGUGCUACCAGGCCGGCAGGUGGCAGCAGCAGGGGAUCACGUCGUGGGGGGUCGGCUGUGCAGAUGCCAAGAGCCCGGGUGUGUAUGCCCGUGUCUAUAACUACAUGAGGUGGAUUCAGGAGACAAUAGCCUCUCAUGUCUCCAGCUGAUCUCUAGCUGAUGUCCAGCCUCGUUCUGAAAGGCGAUCUUAGCACUCCGACUGUUUGACCAUAUUUCAGCCUAGACUUACAGCAGUCAUUGUGCAAACGUCCCUAAUUAAAGGCAAGGGUGAACAUGUUCGUGUUUGUGACAUCGCAACUUUUACAAGAGUAUAAAUCAAACCUGCUCUCCUUUCCUCAAGAAUGGAUCUUUCCAAAGGUAUUAAAGCUUUCAAAAUAAACUAACAAAUCGAAA